Rhododendron vialii is the source of this 705-nucleotide messenger RNA. RefSeq names its product ethylene-responsive transcription factor WIN1-like. Gene Ontology annotation, molecular function: DNA binding; DNA-binding transcription factor activity. Lineage: Eukaryota; Viridiplantae; Streptophyta; Magnoliopsida; Ericales; Ericaceae. Bases 76 to 618 code for a protein of 180 amino acids. Gene Ontology annotation, biological process: regulation of DNA-templated transcription. The transcript has 3 exons. The record is from RefSeq and is a predicted model, not a curated record.
UAACCCACAUUACUUGCACUCAGGAAAAAAAAACUCCCUCAUUUUCAUCUCUCUCUCUCUGAGAAAUUAAGUAGCAUGGUACAUUCACAGAAGUUCAGAGGUGUCAGGCAACGCCACUGGGGCUCUUGGGUCGCCGAAAUCCGCCACCCCCUUCUAAAGAGGAGGGUGUGGCUAGGAACUUUCGAAAAGGCGGAAGAGGCGGCGCGGGCCUAUGACGAGGCGGCGAGGCUAAUGAGCGGCCGCAACGCCAAAACCAACUUCCCAAACACUGCCAGUAGUUCUCCACCGGUAACCGCAUCGUCUUCUGCCGCGCUUUCGUCCGCCCUGAGUGAGAAGCUCCGGAAAUGCUGUAAAACCCCGUCGCCGUCUCUCACGUGCCUCAGGCUCGACCCGGAGAACUCUCACAUCGGAGUCUGGCAGAAGCGGGCGGGUGCCCGGUCGGAUUCGAAGUGGGUCAUGAUGGUUGAACUUGGGAAGAAGAAAGAGGAUGUGAGCGAAAAGGAGGUCGCCGAGGCGACGGCGCCGCCGGGUAAUGCGGCAGAGGAGGUGGGGGAUGGGUUGGAUGAGGAGGAAAGGAUGGCGCUCCAAAUGAUAGAGGAACUCCUCAAUGGGAAUUGACUAAGGCCCUGUUUGGUCUCUAAUUAAAAAGCCAGCCCUUUUAUGUUUGGUUAAAAAAUAAAGUUAUGCAUACAGAUUCAUGGAAAA